Nematostella vectensis (starlet sea anemone) is the source of this 4971-nucleotide messenger RNA. RefSeq names its product amiloride-sensitive sodium channel subunit alpha. The record is from RefSeq and is a predicted model, not a curated record. Gene Ontology annotation, cellular component: membrane. The transcript is spliced from 13 exons. NCBI's taxonomy places the organism in Eukaryota, Metazoa, Cnidaria, Anthozoa, Actiniaria, Edwardsiidae. Gene Ontology annotation, biological process: sodium ion transmembrane transport. Gene Ontology annotation, molecular function: ligand-gated sodium channel activity. Bases 238 to 1974 code for a protein of 578 amino acids.
AUCAAAAAAACAGAAGGCCCCUCGCUUUGUAUUUAAAGGAAAUCAUUUCAAAAGAGGAGAGUAGAGGUAAUAAAUGCCAUCUCCAUCCAUUUUCUCAAGUGUGCUCUUAGAGAUCACCGUCGCCAUGAAAGUCCCUUCUUAAGACCGAAAAAUCAACGAAAUUUACUACAAGUCACGCAGGUGUAAAGAAUCCGAGAUCUAACUCUCGCAGAUGGCCAUAAAUAACCUAGCUGAUGUAUGUUGAAACUGCCAUGCAAUAAAGAAAUGCUGCGUAACACAGACCCUACGGAGACGGCUUUGGAACAAAUUAAUCAGUUCCUUCAAGAGACUACUGCGCAUGGCUUUGGGCAACUAGGCGCGACCGCUGGCUCAAAAUGGCGAAUCUACUGGGUGAUGUUUUGUCUUGCGGCUUACUGCGUGUUUGCGUGGCAAUUGGUGGGCCUUGUCAAUCAAUACAACAGCAAACCAAUCAAGACAAGAACACAGCUGAAACAUGCCCAGAAACUCGAUUUUCCGGUAGUGACCAUAUGCAACAUGAACGUACUGCGAGCGAGCCGGUUGCCUCCCAAACUACGGACAAAAUUCGACGAAAUCAUCAACAUUACAAAAAAAACAAGUUCAAGAAAGUCCAGCAAUUCAAGAAAUGCGUUUGUUGAUCCCCAAGAUCUUUCCUUCGAAGAAACGAAAAAGAUUGAAAUUUUACACGCCGUGACGACUCACGAUAACUACAGGGAACUCGUGUCCGCUGCACAUCAACUUGAGGACAUACUUCUCUCGUGUAAUUUCAAUGGUGUAAAUUGCAGAAAUUCCAACGACCCAACUAUACCUACAUCUUGGACACAAAUCUGGAACGAUAAUUUUGGAAACUGUUACAUGUUUAACUCUGCUCAAACACACAAUGGCGAAAAGGUUGAUCCGUAUUCGUCAUCCAUACCAGGAGAGUCGAAUGGGUUGACUUUGCAACUGAACAUCGAACAAAACGAGUAUUUGGAAGGAAUUACUGAGGUUGCUGGGAUAAAGGUGUCCAUCAGUGACCAAGGGGUCUUACCCUUCCCCGGACAACAGGGCAUUAGAAUCAUGCCCGGUCAAUCUACGGAAAUACAAAUGACAAAGUUACAGACAAGGCGUAUCGACCCAUUCAAGAAUAGGAGCUGCGAAAACAGUAACGAAAUGUCUGACAAGAACUUGUUUUUCGGCUACAACAUGAGAUAUUCAAAAAUGGCGUGCAAGUACUCCUGUCUGAACGCGAAAACAAUUGAGAGGUGUGGCUGUACAAAUUACAACACCCCUGAGUUGCAGAAACGGAAUAUCUCCUUAUGCAACAGGCUAAAUAACGCAAUAAUUGAUUGUCUGAACAAAGCUUACGACACAUUCGAAGACGGCUCCUGUGAUCGGGAGUGCCCACCAUCCUGUUCGGAAGUAUCUUUUGACUUGACCAUAUCAUCCGCGAAAUGGCCAGCGAAGUCAUACGAGAAAACAGUGUUAAAGACCCUACAGACGGAAUACGGUAUCAACAUGACAAAGGAAGAAAUGUUUGACAACAUUGCACAAGUCCAUGUGUACUACGGGGAGCUUGACUACUUACUAGUUCAGGAGACGUUAGCAUACACGUUCAUGAGCCUGCUAUCGGAUAUCGGGGGUCAGAUGGGGAUGUGGAUUGGAAUCUCGGCUUUAACAUGCGCAGAGCUGAUCGAACUCGUCUGUGUCAUCCUGGCGAACAUGAGUAACAGAUCUAAGAAAAUAGUACACAUUAAUAGUAAUAUAGGGUGUUUUCGACCUGAAAAGUUGGGAGGAGUCGAGACAAUAGAAAAAGUAGGAGGAGUGAAAACAAUAGAACAGGAGGUGCAAGGAGGAGUAGGAAUAAUAGAACAGGAGGUGCAAGGAGCAGUAGGAACAAUAGAACAGGAGGUGCAAGGAGGAGUAGGAACAAUAGAACAGGAGAUGCAAGAAAGAGUAGGAACAAUAGAACAAUAGAACAGGAGGUGCAAGGAGGAGUAUGAACAAUAGAACGGGAGGUGAAAGGAGGAGUGAGAACAAUGGAACAGGAGGUGCAAGGAGGAUUGAUGAACAAUAGAAAAAAAGAAUGGGAGGUGCAAGUUAAAUCUAGUCUCAUAAUGACGGUUAUGUCGCAUAAGCGUCAAUAUGAGGCUUUGUUUUCGAUAACACCGAAAAUUAUUGUUUACGAAAGGAUUAAUACAUAGAUUUAGGCACUGCCAAAAAGCGGAGCUCCAAACGACAAAAUCUUUUCUUAUUUUCGCUUAAUAAUUAAAAAAAAUAUUAAACAUUAUUAUUAUUUCUGUUUUUGACGAAGUCAACGAUUUCACGCGACAAACUUGUUAUACCCCCUUCUCCAACAUCUACAUGACACAUAACAAAUUUAGUUGUCAUACGAUGUUUCGGCGAUGAUGUCACAUGAAUGACGUCGCGUGACCAUCUCACUGCACCCCACUUGAAACAUUCAUCACACCUACCGAGUUUUGUUGUCACACGAUGUUUCUUCAAUGAAAAAUAAAUAUAUUUUUUAUUAGAUGACGUCGGCAUAUUUUUGCUUCUUGUUACGCCAUUGAUGACGUCACAAUCACGUGACCAUAUUGGUGCACCUGUUGACACCUUUAUGACACAUACCAAGAUUGGUUGUCAUGAUGUUUUGUUUAUGAGAUAUGGUUAUUUUUGUUCUUAAUAAAAUCGGAAUAGUUUUGCUUUUAGUGACGUCCUCGAUGACGUCACAAAUCAGCUAACCAUAUUUUUGCACCCCCCGUGACACAAACAUGACACCUGCCGAGUUUGGUUGUGAAAUGUUUUUUUCAAGAGAUAUGGAUGUUUUUGCUUUUAAUCACGGUUUUUGCUUGAAGUGACGUCAUCGAUGACGUCAUACAACAAGUUGCCAUAUUGUUGCAUCCCCCUUGACACCUUCAUAAAACCUGCCAAGUUUGGUUGCCAUAUGAUGUUUCCUUCGUGAAAUAUAAAUAUUUUUUUAUUUUGAUGACGUUAGCAAAUUUUUUCUUCCAUUGACGUCAACGAUGACGUCACCAGUCUCACAUGACCGUAGUUUUGCACUUCCCUUGACACAUACAUGACAACUGCCAAGUUUGGUUGUCAUACGAUGCUUUUAAAGGACGAACGGACAUCGCGUCACGAAAACUCGAGUCGGUGGGUUACCAAUAUGUGUUACCAUAUUUGUUUUAUAUACCACUUUUUCUUAUAUUAGGUAUGGAGCUUCGCUAUCAUUAGUUUCAAUAACAAUAGACGCGUGGAACAUUUUGAGGUUAUUAAGCAUAUCACAUAUACCCAGGCAAGAAAAAGUAUAUCACAUCCUAAAAAAUGUCUUCAUAAAAAAAAGAAAAAAAAGUAAACUUAUAUUUACUAUUCUAAUACGACCCUAUAGGGUAUACGCUAUUUAAAUGGGCUAUAGGUAGCUCUAAGUAGGCAGGCCCUAAUACCACAGUCAAUAAAUCGCUUGGAUGAUCACUUGGAUGAUACGUGUUGCGGGUAGUAUAUUUAUCUUACAGCAUGCUUACAUUUUGCGUAAGAGGGAUCGACAAAAAAGCGGAGAUACACCAUGUUUAGUAUGAUUUUUUUUUUUAAUCCAAAUUGGGUAGAAUAGAGACUACAAAAAAAAAAUCCCUCUGUGCUUUGUUUUGCUAAACGCGAGCUAUGAACCCAUUCUAUUCUAAAACCACCCUGAAACUCGGGGACAGUGGAAUGUUUCCCGAUCGAAGCCUAUAUCGACGUUUGAGUUUUUCGAUCAUAGACCCUAACUGCCUUGUGAGCGUCAUCGUCCAAAAUGCUUUUAAAUGUAACCGUUUUUACUGGACUUGAGGGUUCAUCGGGUGUAUAUUUCAAGGGUCCAGGCAAUGAUGGGAAUGGUGCCCUGAAACUCGGGAAAAGUGGAAUAUUUCUCGAUGGAAGCCUAUACUGACGUUUGAGUUUUUCCACCAUAGGUUGGUUCAUAGCUUGUUCUUUGGUCAGUUCCUCGGGCCUAUAUUCCAAGGGUCCUGGCCAUGUUGGGAAUGGUGAUAUGGAAGGACCAGGCUGUUGUUCCGUUCUUGCAAAAUAUGGAAUGGUAGCUGGCUCAGAGGGUGCGACCACUAGAGGCGUACUUGGUAGAAUAGGGGACCUAGGUUGCUCUACGGAAUGGUCGUGAUGUGUUUGGUGCUUCAUUAGUAGUAAAUCAUCCUGAAGCUGUGUGUAUCUGGUGACUUUUUCGCUUUUCCCUAUAUUUUUAUUGUAGAGGGUCUUAUUCAUCUUGUCUUUCAACUCUCUAAUGUGCUGUUCUUCGGGGGAAACUUCCAUGUUUCGAUAAAGAAGAAAUUUUAAGACCUCGUGUUCAAAAUCCUUCUCGUUUUCUGCUUCGAUUGCCGUUUCACCGGGGAGAACGUUUGUACGCAGUCUGCAUUGGUCGCUCGUUGCGGGUUUCAGAUCCACAAAAAGGUACCCAUAAGGUCUUCUAACGGUUUCCAUCCAUGUUUCCAUCUCGGAUGAUCUGUCAUGGAAUUUACAUUGCAACACCAUAUUCAAUAAAGCAAUGAAGUGUCUCUACGGCCUUCGGGUGCUGAAGAAGAGCGGUCUCGCCUCCGAAGACCUAAUCACAGUGUACUGCUCUAAAGUAUGCUUCACUCUUGAGUACGCCUCCUCAGUAUGGGCUGCCCUGCCGAAUUACCUCAGUGAGCUGCUUGAGUCUGCGCAGAGGAAGGCCAUGCGCAUUAUCUUCCCUGGUGUGGCCUACAGGGAUGCCCUACUCCGUACGAGUCUCGAACCACUGUGCACUCGAAGAGAGGUGGCCUGCCACAACUUUGUUCAUAGCUGUAAAGCCCGAGGUCUUCUGUCUGGGAUCUUCAAGAAGCCGGUGGUGACAGACCACAAGUAUAAGCUUAGAUCAGGUUCACAGUCGUGCCACGCCACCCUGGGCAGAACCGAUAGGUUUAACAACUUUAUUACUGUAAAGUAUCAAUAAAUAUUGUGUUGUUAUUA